Molecule: messenger RNA, 426 nt
Organism: Vitis riparia (riverbank grape)
Lineage: Eukaryota; Viridiplantae; Streptophyta; Magnoliopsida; Vitales; Vitaceae
Product: probable GPI-anchored adhesin-like protein PGA18
Exons: 1
Coding region: 1-426 (141 amino acids)
Source: RefSeq, a predicted model, not a curated record
AUGACGUGGAACAUGAAAAGACACGUGACGCGUGUCUUGGCCCCUAGCUCACAUGGUGCCUCAGACCCUAGCAAGCAUGAUGUCUCAAACCUUGGCUCAAAUGGUGCCUCGAAGCUUGGCUCGCAUGGUGCUUCGACCCACGAUGUCUCAGCUCCUGGCUCGUAUGGUGCCUCGACCCCUGGCACGCAUGGUGGCUCAGCUCCGAGCUCGCAUGGUGCCUUAGCCCCAAGCUCACAUGGUGCCUCAGCCCCCGACACAUAUGGUGUCUCAACCCCGGGCUCGCAUGGUCUCUCAAUCCCUGGCUUGCAUAGUGCCUCGGUCCCUGGCAGGCAUGGUUCCUCAACCCCUGACUCGCAUGGUGUCUUGGCCUCUGGCACGCAUAGUGUCUCAGCCCCCGGCACGCACAGUGUCUCGACCCCCGAUUAG